Messenger RNA from Anopheles coustani, 1090 nucleotides. RefSeq names its product coiled-coil-helix-coiled-coil-helix domain-containing protein 10, mitochondrial (gene Chchd2). The record is from RefSeq and is a predicted model, not a curated record. The coding region runs from base 240 to 704 and encodes 154 amino acids. Gene Ontology annotation, cellular component: nucleus; mitochondrion. Gene Ontology annotation, biological process: mitochondrion organization. Lineage: Eukaryota; Metazoa; Arthropoda; Insecta; Diptera; Culicidae. The transcript has 3 exons.
CCCCCAGAACACAAAGAUAGGUUAGUAAUCAGAAAGAGCUCCAUCAAAGUGUACUCCUGUGUCAUCCGAUCUAUAAAAUAAGGAAAAGAUCCGGAGGAUCCAACCAAUCGUUACUAGUGCUAUCCAAGGAAGGUACAAGUGGCAGUGCAAGUGAUUUCAAAGGUGCGCUACGAGCAUCCCUUUGCUACGAUCAACACAAGUGCUAAGCGGAAACUUUAUCAAACAAACAUCUAGUCAACAUGCCACGACGAGGACGAACUGCUUCGCCACCGCCGGCGGCCCGUAGAGCCCCGCCUGCUGCUGCCCCGGCACCAGCGCCAGCGCCAAAGCAACCCAUGGUUCAACAUGCGGCACCGGCGGCCGUCGCCCCGCCAAUGGCUGCCCCCUCGCAGGGACCCGGUCUGAUGGCUCAGAUGGCCGCUACGGCCGGUGGUGUUGCCAUCGGUUCGGCUGUGGGCCACACCGUCGGUCACGCACUUACGGGAAUGUUCAGCGGUUCCGAUUCGAAGGAAGCGGCCCCGGUCGCAGCCGCCCCCGCUCCACAACAGUACGCCCAGGCACCGGCCGCGACCGGGGAGACGGGUCCGUGCGCUUGGGAAAUGAAACAGUUCCUGUCCUGCGCCCAGAACCAGCAUGACCUGACGCUCUGCGAAGGCUUCAACGAGGCGCUGCGUCAGUGCAAGGUGCAGCAUCAUCAGAUGUAGAGCGGAACACACCGCAAAGCCGUUGGCUCGUUGUGCUGUAGCAAAGACACGUCGAAAACAUAAAAAUUAUCUUAAACAAUAACAUAAAAAGAAAAAAAAAUUUAAACCUCACACGACGGUCGGCUCUUUUCUGUUUUACGUAACACUUAGCAAGUGAAACGAAAAUUAGUUCGUGAUAAAAAUACGCGCAACAAAACAAAUAUCCGAAGAGCGUGUAGCCGGAGUUGAGCGUAAAUCGGGUCUAGGUUACAGUUAGCUUCGCUGCUUCUGCCAUCCUGCGAUACCAUCGUCACGAUGGUGACGUGCAGUCUCCCAGCCAGAAGAACAAAAUGUAUAGGGCUAAGUUAGUCGAAAUAAAGCAUAAGUUUAGUAGUUCCUUAGCAUGA